Molecule: messenger RNA, 1746 nt
Organism: Naegleria fowleri
Lineage: Eukaryota; Heterolobosea; Eutetramitea; Acrasida; Naegleriidae
Exons: 3
Coding region: 1-1746 (581 amino acids)
Biological process (GO): calcium ion transport; transmembrane transport
Cellular component (GO): membrane
Molecular function (GO): monoatomic ion channel activity
Source: RefSeq, a predicted model, not a curated record
AUGAUUAGAGAUGCCUACGAAGAGUUGGGAAUGCAAAUUUUCUUUUUAAUGAAUAUUUUCAAAGAUGCGGAACGUGAACAAUUGCGAAUUCUCUCACGAAAUACAUUUUUGGAAGAACACAAAACUCUCAAAGUCACAAACUUUUUGAAUUUACAUCAAGAUUUGCUGAGUAUAUUUUCUGAACACACAGGUAGUAUUGAAGUAUUGAGAAAUAAUAAUAUCGAAACAGUUUACUUUCCCAUUCCAAGAAUUUGUGAAAAUUUAAUGGAUAAGGCACGUCAUGAUUAUGUACAUUCACUUCCAAUCAUGACUCCAGAAGAAAAAGUGAGACAGCUCUAUAACGAUACAUUUAGUCGAUUUUAUGUGGAAAUGCAACACUAUGAAUCCAUGAGAAAGAAAAAGUCUCUAUUUGGAAUGAAAGACAAGAUUGAAGAAAUUGUAAAUUUGGAUGUCAUUUCUCAUCAUCGAUCUUCCCAUUCUUCAGAACUCGCGACAAGGGACACUUCCUCCUACUUUUCAUUAUUGGAUGAAAAUUCAUCCUUAAUUCCAUCCAUCAAUGACAUUCGUCGAUAUUUGGCUCCAAAAUCCAAACGUAAAAAACUUUCUUCCUUUAUUUUCUGUGUGGUGAUUAAUAUCAUCUUAUUAGGAACAUAUAAGAGAUUAUAUUCGGUAGACACUAUGAGUGGUAUUCCAGUUCCUGGUUACUCUAAUUUUGAUGUGUUAAAUGCUCCUAAAUAUCCGUCACCGCGGACACUUGCUGGAGAUAUUGUUUUAACCAUUGUUGGUGCCAUUCAAUUAAUCAUUACAGCAACAUUGAGUGUAACCUAUGUGAAAUAUUUUGUCACACUCGAGGUGAAGAAACGAUUUAAAUUGAAGAAACGUGAAACAUGGGACAGCAUUCCAAGAAAUCGUCAUUUUUAUUGGAAAUUCUUUUUAUACAUUUUGAGAGAUACACAAUUGUGGUUUUUCGUUAUCUAUUUCAUGUUGAGUAUGAUGGGUUUAUUAAUUUCUCCACUCGUUUAUAGUAUUCAACUUUUUGAAAUUGUGUUCAGAUUUAAAUCAUUGACUGAUGUAUUGAAUGCUGUCAUUUCGAAUGGAAAGAAAUUAUUCUUUGCUGGAAUGUUGUUAUUGAUUGCCAUGUUCUUCUUUGGAUUACUCUAUUUCACAUGGUACAGUUAUGAUUUUAUCACCACAACGACCAAUCUCAAUACUUGUGACACAGUGUUAGCAUGUUUUGUGACAACAUUUGAUUAUGGAUUUAGAACAGCAGCAUCGUGGGAGAAUAUUUAUGCACCAGAUCCUGGAGUUGGAAGAGCUAUUUUGGAUUUGAGUUUUACAUUGAUUGUUAUUGUGUUUUUAACCAACGUGGUGUUUGGUACCAUUCUCGACUCAUUCCAACAACUGAGAAAAGCACGAGAAGAACGAAAAAAGGAAAUUACUGAAAAAUGUUUUGUCUGUGCUUUGGAAAAGAGCAAAUUCGACACCAAAGCCAACGAAGGAAUUACCUUUGAAAAACAUAUUAAGGAAGAACAUUAUUUGUGGAAUUAUGUUUACUUUUUAAUUUAUUUAUAUGAAAAACCAGAGACAGAAUAUACUGGAACAGAAAGUUACAUUUUCCAAAAAUGUGAAGAUAAUGACGAUGUGACAAGCUUUUUCCCAAUCUUUAGAUCUAAGACCAUUGAAGAGAGUGAAGAGAAUCAUCAUCUUUCUGCCUCCCAACAAGCACCAUUUAAGGAAAAUCAUUAA